This is a messenger RNA of Oreochromis niloticus (Nile tilapia), 14476 nucleotides long. RefSeq names its product obscurin like cytoskeletal adaptor 1b (gene obsl1b). The record is from RefSeq and is a predicted model, not a curated record. Lineage: Eukaryota; Metazoa; Chordata; Actinopteri; Cichliformes; Cichlidae. Bases 435 to 11375 code for a protein of 3646 amino acids. Gene Ontology annotation, molecular function: protein binding. The transcript is spliced from 38 exons.
CAGCAGCUGCAAAAGCAUUUAACAGUAUUCCAUGAACAAUGACACUUGGGGUGUCGAGGGCCUGAACAACACAGAGAUUGGGGGACCGCUCUGUUGUAGUUCAACAGGAAGCCCCUGUGGAUACUUAUGUUUCAUUUUCUGCCUGUUUGACUGGACAAAAGUCAAGAAAAAUGUACUGCUGUAAAACUUGGGACCUUUGAGGACAGCAUGUGGUAGCAUGUUUCUGAAUCUGAAGUCAACUUGGGACAUUACUCAGCCUUCAGGAGACGGGCGGCAUUGCCUCUUAACUCGGACGGAGAUUGCAAAUGCGGAAUGUAUGUUGACGGUCGUUCCUGGCGACUGAAGCGAGAAACCUGCAGUGUGGAAGUUGGUUGGUCUUGCACCAGUGAAUAGCCACUUACUGGUCUCCUGAAUUGCUUAAGUAAGAAGCAGCAAUGGAUGUUUUUGGUGGUGCGCCACGUUUCUUAGCCUACCCAAGACCUGUAGUGGUACAAAGCGGCACUGAUGCAGUGCUUAAGUGUCAGAUUGGUGGUGAUCCAAGGCCUGCCGUUAUCUGGGAGAGAAGCAAUGAAAAGAUUGACCAACAAGGACGAUAUAGGGUCUUUGAGGAUGGCAAUGUUUACAAUCUCAUCAUCUCAGCUGUCACAGCUGAGGAUAGUGGACAGUACAUAUGCAAAGCAAAAAAUUGCAUCGGGGAAACCUAUGCAGCUGCCACGCUGAAGGUGGAAGGUGAAGCGCAAGAGAUGGAGUUGCGGGAGGAAAAUAAGCCACGAUUCCUCAUCAAGCCCCUCUCCACUCGUGUUGGUCGUGGGGAAGAUGCUGUCUUCUCUUGUAAGCUUUGGGGAAACCCAAAGCCAGAGGUUAUCUGGGAAAAAGACGGUAGAAGACUCAAUGAAAUAUUUGAAAGCACACAUUUCAGUGUAGGCUACCAGGAUGGUGGAUGGUUCCAGCUCAAGAUCUUUAAGACCCGUGCUCCUGAUGGUGGUGUAUACACAUGCAAGGCAAGAAAUGAAUUUGGGGAAGCGCUAGCAGGAGCUGUGUUGCUUGUUGAUGCAGGUCCAGGACAUGAAGAAGAAGGAAAUCGCAACGGCUACAUAAAUGGCCACUGGAAAGUCCAUCAGGGAAAACAAAGGAGUGGCAGGCAACUGCCAAACCGCCUAAAAGACGACAGCAUGACCAAGUCAACAAAAGUAAAAAUGUUUGCUGUGACAGAGGGCAAACAUGCCAAAUUCCGUUGCUUUGUGACUGGUAAACCCAAACCAGAAAUAAUUUGGAGGAAAGAUGGUAGACUCAUACUGUCUGGAAGGCGUUAUUUGUUAUAUGAAGACAGAGAAGGCUACUUCACACUUAAAGUUCUUUAUUGUAAGCAAAAGGAUAACGGAGUUUAUGUUUGCGCCGCAUCAAAUACUGCUGGGCAAACCCUCAGUGCUGUACACCUCUCUGUCAAGGAGCCGCCUGUGCGGUUCAAGCAGCCUCUCAUUGAUCUUGAAGUAUGGGAGCGGGAUUUGGCUGUUCUCGAGUGUGAAGUUCCAGAGGACUCGGUUCCCAUCACAUGGUAUCUGGAGGAUAGACGACUGCAACCAGGGGCCAAAUAUGGAAUGGAGGAGUGGGGAACGAAACGACGACUGACAAUUCGCGACAUCGGAGUUGAUGAUGAUGGGAUUUACCUCUGCGAGAUGCCUGAUGGGGGCAGAAGCAUUGCAGAGGUAGCUGUAAAAGGCACAAUUUUGCGGAAGCUUCCAAGAAAAGUGGAUGUCUUGGAAGGUGAAAAUGCUGCCUUUUGUGUUGAAGUAGAAAAAGAAGAGAUGGAUAUACAUUGGUACAAAGAUGGCUUAGAGCUGCGUGAAACCCAUCAGACCAUUAUUAAAUCCUUUGGUCGAACUCACAUCCUGGUUUUCGUCAACACAAUGCCCCAGGACUCUGGCCUCGUGACUUUCCUUGUAGGCAGAUCCAAGACUUCCUCUCAGCUAAGAGUGAAAUCGGCCAGACAUUGUCCACCUAGCUGUCCAGUGGCUGUGCAGAUCAACACAGAGCGUGCUAAUGCAGCUCUUCUCUCGUGGGUUCCUGCUCAGGACUCACGAAAGAAUCCUCCCUCUGGAUAUGUGCUUGAACGCCAAGAGGUGGGCACUGGUUCGCAAGAAUGGCUUCAGUGUCUGACCACCGAUUCUGCAACCUCUGUGGAGAUCCUUGGUGACAGUGUCCCUUGUGAGGCGGAUUACCGCUUUCGUAUUUGCAGCGUCAACAAAUAUGGGAAAAGCAAUAAUGUUGAAUUCCCUAAAACUGUUCACUUAGUUCCUGUGGCCAGAAUACAAGCUCCCUUACAGGAUGCCUUGGUGCCAGAGGGGCAAGACGCCCUCUUCUCUAUUGAGCUUUCUGCUUCAGUUAUUGGUACAUGGUUCUUAAAUGGGACUCAGCUUCAGGAAGAUGAGCGGUAUUCCAUGCGUCGGUCACGAGCACACCAAUCUCUCCGCAUUCGAGGAGUACGUGAUACAGAUAAUGGAGCUGAGAUUACAUUCAUUGCCUAUGGCAUCCGUGAUUCUGCAGCACUGUACAUUCAAGCUCCUCUUGUCAAGUUUUUCCCAUUGUCAGAGAUGGAUCGAAAUAAAUUUGUAGAAAUCGGGAAUCCCAUUGUGCUCUACUGUGAGGUAUCAGACCCUGCAGCUCUGGUGCACUGGUACAAGAACGGGGUUGAAUUAAGAUCUGUGGAAGGUCUUCAUAUCCAAUCAGAGGGCACCAUGAGACGAAUUGUCAUCCAGUCAGCAGAGUUAUCACAUUCAGGAGUCUACUGCUGUGAUGCCAUUGAUGAUGUCAUCAGGUUCAAUGUGGAAGUAGAGGCCCCACCUGUGAGGUUUUCAGCACUCCCAGAUGCUGAGAGGAACAAAACCAUCCAAACAGGCUGCCCAAUUGUUUUACAAUGUGAGCUCUCAGAUCCAUCUGCCCAGGUGCACUGGUACAAAGAUGGAUCAAAACUCCAUUCUCAAAGUGGGGUAGAUAUCAUAUCCGAUGGCUUGAUGAGGAAUCUGAUUAUCCAUUCAGCAGAAGUUUCACACUCUGGCUUGUACUGCUGCAAGACAAAGGGUGACACCAUCACUUUCAAUGUGGACAUCAAAGCUCCACCUAUGAAGUUCUCAGCUAUUCCUGAAGAUAUGAGGACCAAGUCGAUUGAAGCAGGCUGCCCCGUUGUGCUACAGUGUGUGGUGUCGGAUCCCGAGGCCCGUGUGCUGUGGUACAAGGACGAAAUACAGCUCAUUUCAAGCUCUGGAUUAGAAAUCCACUCAGUGGGCAACACAAGGACAUUAGUUAUUCAGUCUGCAGAGCUGAGCCAUUCUGGUGUGUACAGAUGCACCACACAGGAUGAUACCGUGGAGUUUCAAGUGGAGAUCAAAGCUAUACCAGUGACGUACUCUACUAUCUUUGACGUUGAGAGAACCAAGUCACUCGAAGUGGGCAAACCUUUGGAGCUGGAAUGUGAGGUUGCAGACUCUACUGUGCCCGUCUACUGGUAUAAAGAUGGUAAAAAGCUCAUCCCACAGAAUGGUUGGGAUAUACAGAGUAAUGGCACAUCAAGGAAACUCAUUAUCCCAUCUGCUGAGCUCUUGCACUCAGGGCUAUACAGCUGUGAAACUUCUGAUGACACUAUCCACUUCACUGUGGAUGCUAAAGCUCCAACGUUGUCAUUGUCGCCUUCGCUGGAGGUUGUGGAGACACAGUUACUUGAAGCAACGUACCCCACUGAACCAGCCUGUGAAUCCUCAGACCCUGCUUUCCAGGUGUCAAAGCAGAGGGAUACAGAACCUGAUAGAGAGCCUGACAGAGAGCCUGAGUUUGAAAAUGGAGGCAUCAAGAACACCCUUGUUAUUGAACCAACUCAUCCUGCAAACUCUGGAGCAUACUAUUGUGCAACAGCAGAUGACGUUGCCAAAUUAAUAGUAAAAAAUCAAGUGCCACCUCCAACAUAUCUGCUUGAUCCUGAUGAUGCGAAGGCCAACUCUGCUGAAGCACACUGCUCAAUUGUUCAGCAAUUUGAGAUUUCAGAUCCCGUUGCCAAAGCCUGUUGGUACAAAGAUGGAACCCAGAUCUACCCCAAAAGGGAAACUGACAGUGAAUCCCAGAGAAGUAGUCAAAGCUUGCCCCUCCAGUUACAAUAUUCCUCUGGUGAUGUGAAGUUUGGCUGUGAAACAGCUCAUGAUGUACAGUUAAAUGAGGACAUAAAAGCAGAGCAGUGUCACUAUCGUGAUGAGAUUGGUGAGAUAGCUGAUGCAUCUACCCAAUACACAGUGGAUGGCAAAGCUACAUCGCCAAGGCUCUCUUCUGACCAAGAGAAGAGCAAGUCCACAGAGGAGGCUUAUCCUGUUGAAGUUAUCCGGGUGUCCUCAAAAUACAAUUCUGGGAUCUCCGGUGGCAAGGGUGGAGAUACUGAGACAUGUGAAGACCAUUCCAGUCAUACAACAACUUCUCAGUCAACAUAUGAAUAUAUGUUUGACUGCACUGCAUCUAAACAGCUGAACAAACUCUAUGAUGGUCAACAAAUGGAAAAAGCCGAAUGUCCAGUCUACCAUGACUCUGUAAACCCAAUAACAACUCAGUCUGACACACACCAUCACACUACACAGCUCAAAGAUACACAAGGUGAGGAAUUCAUUUACUAUGUACAGCAUACAGAAGCCCCAUCUGAAGAACCUGACAAUUCUUUGCAGGCAGCUGUUCUGACAGAUGAGUUUUGCAAGUUUUUUCAAAUUGCAACUGUUCAAUCAGAGGAAUCCACUUCCAAGAAUCUAACUUUCCAAUCAGAGGAGCUACAUAGCUUAGGACAGACACCAUCUGUCCAGUUAGAGCUAGGAAGCCUUCUACAGAAUUCAGCUACAACAUCAGAGCACAAAACUGACACCUUACAGAUUUCAGUCAAAUCAGACAGGAUCUCUGAGUCUUUCAAAACUGCAACUCCACAGUCAGAGGAUCCGAUUGAAUCCAUAAUCUCUGAAAGUUACAAAUCAGAGGAGCCCUUUAAAUCCUUACAGACUGUAGCUGUCAAAUCAGAGGAACCAUUUAAGUCAUUGCAGACUGCAGAUGUCCAGUCAGAGGGGGCCUUUAAUUCCAUGCAGAUCCCAACUGUCCUUUCAGAGAAGCCUUGUGAACGUUUACAAACUGAAACUGUCUAUUCAGAGGGGCCCGCUAACUCUUUAUGGACUGCAACUGACCAAUCAGAGGAGUUCAACAGACUCCUACAGAAAUCUGCUGAUCUGUCAGAGGGGCUCAGGGACUUCCCUAAAACAGCAUCCCUUCCAUCAGUGGAUUUUUCUAACCUUAAAGAGGUAAAAACUUUCCAACAGGAGCCAUACGACUUGCAGCAGUCUGCAUAUGUCAGAUUGGAUCAUCCCGAUAAUACAGGACAAGCAGUUUCCAACGAUUCCCUGUCCCUGCCAAGUCAGGAAGCAACAGUCCCCGCAGAGUUUUAUCGCAUCCUGGAGACCACGGAAGAACACGUAGACAUCACAGUUAACUCUGGGAAAAGACAUUUGACCAACUAUGCAGAGCCUUGCAAUAUCAAGCAGACAGCAACUGUCGAAUCAGAAGAGCUCUACCUCUCAGGGACACAUGAUGAUUACUGGAGUGACAGUGUCACUGCAAAUAAGGUGGCUGUUGAAGGUGAUUUAAACGCUCCGCCUGUGAGAAUUACAAGACUUUGUGAGGCCGAAAGGAACAAGUCUGUUGAAGCUGGUGAACCCCUAACGCUGCAGUGUGAGAUAUCAGAUCCUAAUGGUGAAGUUACUUGGUACAAGGACGGAAUAAAACUUCUUGAAGCAGCUGGGCAAGACAUGCUGGCAGAUGGUUCUAUAAGAACACUGACCUUCCGAUCUGCGACACUGUCUCAUGCAGGGAUUUACAGCUGCAAGACUACAGAUGAUGCAGUGCAGUUUCAUGUGGAUGUUAAAGCUCCACCUCUGACAUUUUCAGCAAUGUCUGAGGUUGACCAGAAAAUGACAGUCAUAGCAGGCUAUCCCAUUGCUCUACAAUGUGAACUGUCAGACCCCACUGGACAAGUCAGUUGGUACAAGGAUGGAACAAAGCUCCUACCUCAUAGUGGAGUAGACAUCCAGUCAGAGGGAAAUUUGAGGAGUCUAGUUGUCUCAUCAGCCGAGCGGGCUCACACGGGUGUAUACCGUUGCGAAUCAAAGGAUGAUGACAUCCAGUUCACUGUGGAUGUAAAAGCCCUACCUGUGAAGUUCUCAGAGCUCCAAGAGAAUGACCGGAACAAGUCCGUUGAAGAAGGCGCUCCCAUUGUCCUGAGAUGCGAACUCUCUCAUGAUCCCUCUGCUCAUGUCGACUGGUUUAAAGAUGGGGUAAAAGUCCUGCCACAAAACAAUGUGGAAGUACAGUCAGAUGGACUGACAAGGACACUGCUCAUCCCUUCAGCUGAAGGUGCGGAUGCUGGUACCUAUGAAUGUUCAACAAAAGAUGACACUGUGACUUUUAAAGUGGAUGUAAAAGGCCGAUCGUCACAGAUCAUGCCACUCCCACUGUCAGAAAAAUACAAGCUGAUUGCAGCUGGUUGUCCGAUUAUCCUCCAGUGUGAGGUCUCAGACCCUGUUGCCCAGGUUUCCUGGUUUAAAGAUGAUUUGGAGCUAUUCUGCAAAACUGGGCUUGAUAUGAAAAGAGAUGGCAACUUCAGAAAAUUGAUGAUUCACUCUGCUAAAGUCUCUGACUCUGGUCUCUACAGCUGUAAACUUGCAGAUGACACUGUGACAUUCCAUGUGGACGUCGAAGCUACUCCUGUGAGGUUUUCAGCGCUUCCAGAGGUUGCGAGAAACAAAUUUGUUGAAGCAGGCUGCCCAAUUAAGCUGCAGUGUGAAGUCUCAGAGCCAACUGCCCAAGUCUAUUGGAACAAAGAUGGAGAACAGCUACUUCCAGAGAGUGAAUAUGAAAUCCAAGCUAAAGAAAAACUGAGAGCACUGGUCAUUCAGUCAGCAGAAGUCAGACACUCUGGGAUGUACAGCUGUGAGGCCGCAGAUGACCAUAUAGAAUUCAAGGUGGAUGUUGCAGCUGUUCCAGAGGCUGAGAGGAGCAAUCCUCUUGAAGCAGGCGGACUGAUAAAACCACAGUGCGAGAUCUCACAUUCUCCAAUCCAGACCUGCUUGAAUGAGGAUGGAAUAAAACUCUUGCCAGAAUCGGAACUAAACGUUGAUUCAGAGAGCAAAAAGAGGACACUGGUUAUGAAAUCGGCCACAUCUUCAUGCUCUGGCGUGUACAAUUGUAAAACUGAUGAUGAUUCAGAGUUCAACGAUUUCUGUGUGGAGGUGAAAGCACCACCGGUAACGUUUGCUGAUAUCCCAGAGAGGGACCUUUUCCAGAGUGUUGUGGAACAUGAACAGCUUGUUCUGUCAUGUGAAGUAUCAAGGUCUGAUGGCGUUGUCAAAUGGUACAAAGACGGAACUGAAAUGCAACCAGCCAAUAAUGUUACAAUCCAAGCAGAAGGCACCAAAAGAAAGCUGAUUAUACAUUCAGCCCAACUGUCCGACACAGCUACAUACACAUGCCGUGUAGGAGACAACGUUUUAGUCUUCAAAGUUAACAUACGAGAACCUCCUGUGACGAUAAUCUAUCCCAAGGAGGAUGUCCACCUUGACCGUCAUGUCCCCGAUGAAAUUAUUCUGAGCUGUGAACUGUCUCGUGCCAGCGGUGUGGUCAGCUGGUAUAAAGACGGUCAAAAGCUUCAAGAGAGUGAGAACAUCAAGCUCAAGGUAGAAGGGCCUUAUCGACGACUUAAGAUACUAUCUAGUGGAGUAGAGGAUUCUGGAGAAUACGUCUGUGAUACAGCUGACGAUUCAAUAUUCUUUCACCUAAAUAUCACAGAACCUCCAGUGAAGAUUGUAUCCCCGAGUCAGUCAGAAAUGGAACUGUGUCAGCAGACCUCUGAGAGGAUGGUACUAAGCUGUGAGAUCUCACGGCCCAAUGCAAUGGUACGCUGGUAUCGUGAUGGACUCGAGGUGGAGGAGAACGACAAUCUCAUUCUGGAGGUGGAUGGUGUCUACAGAAGACUUAUUAUACCUGAAACCACCGUCAAAGAUUCAGCAGAAUAUGUAUGCGACACAGCGGAUGACUCCAAGACAUUCUUUGUAAACAUAGCAGAGCCUCCUGUUCGCUUCAUUCGUCCUCGGAAGAUGGCAAGUAGAGUAGAGAAAAUGGCCGGGGAGACUCUAGUUCUAGACUGCGAGGUUUCAAGAUCAAAUGCUGAAGUCACUUGGAAGAAGAAUGGGGAAGAAGUCGAAGACUCUAGAAACAUCACAAUCCUUGAAGAUGGCGUCAUCCGUCAGUUGACCAUUCACUCUCUGACAGUGGAAGAUGCUGGGCAAUAUGUCUGCGACGCAAAAGACGAUGUAAUGGAUUUCAGUGUGAUAGUGCAAGAAUUACCUGUAAAAAUUCUUGGAAAAACAGAUGCAAAAACAGAAAAACAGUUCUUAGUAUCAGAUGACAUUAUUCUUGUAUGUGAACUCUCAAGAGCCAAUGCCUCAGUCAGCUGGUAUAAAGAUAACAAGCUUAUUGAUGACAAUGAGCGAUACUGCAUCGAAGAGCAAGGUGUUUUCCGAUCUCUGGUUGUCCUAAAUGCUGGGUUUGAAGAUUCAGGGGAAUAUACCUGUGAUGCUGUGGAUGAUAAAAUGGUCUUCUAUAUCACUGUCAAAGAGCCUCCUGUGCAGAUCAUUGGAAAUGCAGGCCACCCAGAGCAUCAUAUACUGGUAGCAGGAGAUGAUCUUAUUUUGGAGUGUGAAGUGUCUCGGCCAAACGCCACAGUUGAGUGGUUAUGGAACGGCAAGAUAUUGAAACCAGAUACUCGUGUAAAAAUUGACAGCUAUGACGUUGUGAGGAAGCUUGUUCUCUUUGGACUUCAGCCCUCGGACUCUGGAGAAUACAUUUGCGAUGCCCUCGAUGACAAAUUGAUAACAAUUGUAGAGGUCCAAGAGCCGCCAGCCAAGUUUCUGAAUAAAAAAGCAAACAGCAUCACAGCCUAUGAAAAUGAGAGCGUCACACUGUGUGCCAUUGUGAGCCAUGAAAGAGCAAAUGUUCGGUGGCUGAAAGAUGGCCAACUAUUGAACGAGGAGAACAUUCACAUCUCCAGUGUGGGUAAUACCCACAAGCUCACCAUUAAUCCUCUGCAGCUGUCUGAUUCUGGAGAAUAUGUCUGUGAUGUAAAGACAGAUGAGAUGUAUUUCAGUCUUUUAGUCAAAGAAAUGAAGGUUAAAUUUAUCAGACAGUUGGAGAAUAUCAAGGCUCCAAAGGGAACCCGCCUUACGUUACAAUGUGAGAUCAACAAGCCAAAAGGAGACGUUCAGUGGCUAAAAAAUGGCCACGAGAUCUCUCCUAGCCGUCGGCACACAAUCAGGGCUCAAGGUAGAGAGCGGAGCUUUACCAUCCACCAAGUAAUGGAGGAAGACGGUGGAGAAUAUGUCUGUGAAUCCACAGAUGACAGGACUUCAGCCACUGUCACUGUAGAAACCCCCCGUAUUAUUGAGUUCAUAGCAGAGCUUCGUAAUGUCAUCAUCUGUGAAGGAGAAGAUGCCGUUUUUAAGUGUGUGGUUUCACCGGAGGACACCAAGUUGGUGUGGCACUUAAACGGCAAGCAAGUAGCCCUGAACGAGCGCACUGUGGUUUCCAGCAAUGGGCUAUGCCACAUGCUCUGCAUCAACAACUGCAUGGUUUCAGAUAGCGGCAGAGUGACAGCUGAUGCAGAGGGGUUGAUUUCAGAGGCAGAACUACAGGUUCAAGAGCAACAGGUGCUGUUCAGUAAGAAAAUGACACCAGUUGUAGCUGAAGAAUACAGUGAAGCAACUCUAGAAGUGGAGGUGAGUGUGGAUUCGGGAGAGGUGCGGUGGAUGAGGCAAGGGGUGCUAAUCCACCCUGGGGCCAAGUAUACCCUGAAGCACAAGGGCCGCAAACACAGUCUCACCCUCCACAAAGUGUCAAUGUCUGACCGGGGCACCUACAGCUGUGAAACCCUUCAUGACCGCACACAAGCCCAGCUCACAGUGGAACCUCGAAAAAUCACAAUCAAGAGGGGACUGAGUGACAUUAAAACCACAGAGAGGGAAACAGCUUCUUUCGAGGUAGAGGUGUCCCAUCCCAAUGUCCCGGGCACAUGGAUGAGAAACGGACUCAAGCUUAAGCCAACUAAUCACUUCCGUAUGAGCGCAAAAGGACAAGUCCACAGCCUUACUAUCUCUAACCUGUCAGUAGAAGACACUGGCACCUUUGUGUUCUGCAUAGAGAAUCUGAAGACCUCUGCAAGGCUUGUUGUAAAGGAGCCCCCAGUGACCAUUUUCAGAAAACUGGACAACCAGAGGUUCCCUGAAGGGGCAGUAAUCUCCAUCGAGUGUGAGCUGUCAAGACACAACGUGGAUGUGAAAUGGAUGAAGGACGGGGCUGAGGUGAAGACCAGCAAAGACUUGCGCAUUUAUGCAAUGGGAAGGAAGCGGUUUCUCCAGAUCAUGAAAUGCCAAGUCAGUGAUUCUGGCGUGUAUACCUGCGAUGCAGGAGAUGCAGCUACAUCCUGCACUGUGGAAGUCUAUGAGCGUGAGCUGGUGAUCCUCCAGGGCCUUGAGGACCUGGACAUCCAGGAGGAUGAAAACGCCGUGUUUGUUUGUGAGAUCUCAGUGGAGGAUGUGCCGGGGGAAUGGUACAAAAAUGGGGAGCGGAUACAGCCCACCAGCACCAUUAAGAUCCGCCAGGAAGGGACAAAACAUUUUCUUCUCAUGUGCAACGUGCGAGCAGAGGACUCUGGAGAGAUUAAAUUUGUGGCGAGGCACAUUGAAUCUGUUGCUUACUUGGAGGUGGAAGAGCUUCCAGUCAGUAUUGUAAAACCUCUGCAAGACAAGACGGCCCUUGAGAAGAGCCGUGUGAUCUUGGACUGCACAGUGUCCAACCCCAGAUGUAGCAUCCGCUGGUACAAAGGCAGCAAUGUCAUCCUGCCCUCUGAACGCUUCGAGAUCUGCAGCGAAGGAUGUUAUCGCAAGCUGAUCAUCCAGCAGGUGGCGCUAGAUGAUGAGGGCACAUACAGUGUGCAGGUUGGAGAUUAUACUUGCUCUGCAAAACUGACAGUGGAGGCCCUGUCUUUAUUGUUGGUCCGAGAGCUUAAAGAUGUGGAAGUCAUGGCUCCUGAUGAGGCCUGCUUUGAAUGUGAGGUCUCAGCUCCUGUCUUCAAAUCCCCCGUGUGGACUCUGAAUGGGGAGCCUUUGCAGCCGAGCUCUCGGGUACGCCUGGAGAAGAUGGGCACAGUGCACAGGUUGACUCUCAGGCAGACCUCUCCGGAAAUGAAUGGCGUGGUAGAGUUCACAGCUGGGAAAACAAAGAGCAAAGCCCAGCUGCGGAUAGUGAUCACUGAGUGAAAUCCCUGCUCUGCAAUCACCUUGAUGUGGCUUAAUUAUUAUACUGGUGGCUCAAAAUGUACCACUGAAAUUGCUUAUAUAUUUAAAUACAGUCUGUAAACGUGGCUUAAACAGGGUUGUGAUGGAUUUUCAUGCAGUUCAUUUAAUCAUGUCAUCAUUUUAAUGACAACAUUUGCCAGCAUGUGAGAACAUUUACAAAGAGUUUUUUGUUGUUAUAUAAAACUGCAGUUUCGUUGUAAAUAAUGUCCAAUGUGAAAGUGGUUUGACUGGGUUAACUGGGUUAUGAAAGCUUAAGAUGAAUGUGUAUUUGUGCCAAAUAAAUUAGAAUGAAAUGAAAUAAAAAUCUGAUUAAAAUCCUCUAACUUAAAGUCUCUGGUUAGUUCCUUUAAGCAUCAUUAGUGUUAAAGUAACCCAACAACAGCAACUCGAAAGAGAUUUGGAAUAUAAUGUAUGUAAAGCAAAAAUUAAAACUUUCAAUGUGUGUCUGUAUACACACAUUGGUAGGCCUUUUCCAUUAGAAAACUAACAUUAUACAUUAAUUUUAGGUUCCCCUUAUUUUAUUACAGCAUGUUUUUGUGUGUAUGUUGUGGCAGAGACUUUUACUUUUGGUUUAGAAAACAGAAACACCAGAAUGAAGUAUGAGAACAGACUGCAUAUAAAAGAUGGACUUACCCAACAUGAUGUAACCCACUGGCAGAGGUGGCAAAAGUACUCACAUUCAUCACUUAAGCAGAAGUACAGAUACUUGUGUUAAAAAUUCCCUGAUGAAAGUUCAACUACUGAUUCAGCUUCUUUACUUAAGUAAAAGUGAAAACAUUACAGGCUCUGAAAUGUACCCAAAUAUGAAAGCAAAAAGUAGCUUCUCAGGUGACAUUUCUGCUAGCUAUUUUGUGUAAAGCUAACAGAACUCCAUUAAUAAUAUAAUAAAAUAAUAUUAAUGAAAUAAGAGCAUGUACCCAAUGUACUCAGUUUGAAAAUCUGCAUGUAGAGCCUAAACAAAGAAAAACAAAGGGAAUUAAAAAAUAAUAAAAUACUUCCACACCUUAACAGUCAUUUGUUAAAGUGGGAUUUGGCAGGUGGAUGAACCCUAGGAUUGGUUGGAGUAGUGCACGGUACAGUGAAUCAUCAGCUUAAAUUCAUGCCUGUUACUCUGUUACACUGACCAAGCAGAUCAUGGCUGCUCUGCACUGUUCCAACAUAGUCUAUUACUUUCAACUUCACCACAGUCCUUUUACUAACCAGCAUGGCCCUCGCUAAACUUUGAAAUACACAAAGUUACUAUACUUUAAUGUCUUGUACAGGACAUUUCACAAAAAGAUAAUUCAGGAAAACAUCGUGUAUGAGAUGGUACACGAUGUAUCCAUGAUAUACAUGAUGGACAUGUCCACGAAUCCAUCUCUGGGUGAGUUAUCUGAAGCAGGUGUAGCUUUAACUAGCAGACGCGUUGAAGUCCAAAGUUUGUGCUUUUGCUGAUAUUUGUUGGACUGUUGGAAAUGCUGCUUUUUAAAUUACCUGCCACUUAACAAAACCAAACAUUGCUCCCCUUAUGCCCGUUACUCUUCAGCACUUAUGAACAUCUGCACCAUGAAUGUCCACGUUAACCCGUGACUGUGGGUUUCUGCUUAUUUUGCCUUUUUCUCUCUUUAUCUCUUUUUGCACAAUAAGCAUUGGUGAUGGAUUCUCCAAUUUACUUGUUAUGUAAACUGGCUUAAUGUUUUAAAGCGUGCAGUAGGAAAUAAGUAAGAAAUAAUGACUCCCCACACCUAAAUAACGAGCCUGUUUUGAAAAUGGAAGGAGUAGAAAAUACAUUAAAUGUAAAAAGUCAUCAGAAAAAUAAAUACUCAAAAGCACAAAUAUCUGAAAAUUUGACUUAAGUACAGUAACAGUAAUUGCAUUUAGUCAUUUCCCGCCUCUGGAACUGGUCUGAAAAGUGAGAGGUCAUUAGCCAAUGAGAAUACUGUGUUUUAUCUUAUAUUCGAGCCAUAACAACUAUAAUUUAGUACUGUAUUCAAUAUGCUCUAAAUCAAGCAGUUGAUUCAGCCAAUCAGGAAAAUGUUGAGUCACAUAGGAAGGAAUUUGAGGACUUCUGAGGACACUUAAGACUUUUAUAGAUCCAUAACUCUUUCUGCAAUCAGAGUAGCCGCCGCGCGGUAAAACAUUAAAAAUACUUCUUCAUACCUGAAAGUCCAUUGAACGCCCAUCUUUUAUAUGCAGUUUAUGGGUAUGACCAGUUGGUUUUUGUGUCAGCGCAAUAAAUGUUUCCAUCAUUGGUUCAUUGUAAAGAAAUUUUUUUUUUUUUUUUUUUUAAAGGUUUUCAUGGAAACUUUGAAUAAAGAGCUUUCUGUCUUGCAGCAAACGGCUUGUAAUGUAAAUAUACUGGGCCAAAAUGAAAGAAAGAAAAACAUCUGAUCACCUUGACUGAUGAUCAGGGCAUGCUUGAUUUACCAAAUGGUUUUAUCGUGUGGGUAUUGCGUUUGUCGAGUGGAGAACGAUUGCCGUUUUCAUAUCAAACCUGUUCCAUAUUCCAUUUUUUCCUUUCGACUUGAUCUUAUAUGUUAUGUUGAGUGUGAGGAAUGUGAAGUCAAGUACUGUAGUGAAAUAUGACCGUUUCAAUAAAACAUGCUUUAUUGAUGGAAGGUGAAAGUAUCUCGUCUUUUUUCCCCAGUGUUGACUGUUAUUAGCUGCAGUUGAAGGAACGUGCUCAUUUAAACCAGCUUCUUUACUUGAGACGAGUCAUCUUGUUGCAUAUGUUCCAAAAGAUAAAUGAAUACUUCAAGACAGAUUACAGUUUUUCUUUUGUUUAAAGUAAAACUAAUAGAGAUAAACUAAUGCAAUCACUCUGAAAUCCUCACACACAAAUACAAAAUCGGGAUUUGAGCACAUGCGGCAAAUUCCCCUCAAAUCAAACUGAAUAUACAGAUCGAUAAGGUCGUACACGCCACAUUCAAGUUUACUGACAGUAGGCAUCAAAGUCAAAUCAAACUUUUCCAAGACAGCAUCAAAUAUUACAUUACUGAUGGCCAACACAAGUGAUAACUCAGAAAAACAUUAAAACUAGAUGACAAUAAAAUCCUGAUAAACGUAUAUACAAAAAAAAAAAA